Aspergillus ruber CBS 135680 is the source of this 555-nucleotide messenger RNA. RefSeq lists its product as uncharacterized. The coding region runs from base 1 to 555 and encodes 184 amino acids. Gene Ontology annotation, biological process: carbohydrate metabolic process. Lineage: Eukaryota; Fungi; Ascomycota; Eurotiomycetes; Eurotiales; Aspergillaceae. The transcript is spliced from 3 exons. The record is from RefSeq and is a predicted model, not a curated record.
AUGGCAGCAGUUCGAGACUCUGGACAUGAGAUUGGUCUUCAUGGCUACACGCAUGAAAAUCCCGCCGAGAUGACCAUCCCGCAACAGCGCGACGUUCUCGACAAGACUUUUCGAUUGCUGACAGAUUAUAUUGAUUACACUAAAAAGGCGGAAGAAUGGAUGAAGCCUCUAGUCCAGGGCAAGCAGACUGGACUCGUCGAAAUACCCGGGAAUUUGUAUAUAAAUGACCUACCGCCAAUGAUGUUCAUAAAAUCGGCCACAAAUAGCCAUGGAUUUGUCAAUGCCUGUGGUGUGGAAGAUAUUUGGAGAGACCAUUUUGAUUACUUCUAUCGGGAAUAUGACGAAUUUGUCUUUCCUAUCUCAAUUCACCCUGAUGCGCCGGGUAGACCUCAUGUGCUGCUUAUGCACGAGCGACUGAUCGAAUACUUCAAAAGCCACGAGAGCGUUGAAUUGGUCACAAUGGAAAAUGUGUGCGACGAUUUCAAAAAGCGGAACCCUUUUCCCGAAGGCUGUGUGUUUCCUGCAAAGCCUGGUGCGAUUCUCAAAGACACUUAA